UGCGGAUGUGCAGUGUGUGUGUGUGGGAUUUUGAGGACACGUAGUAGUGUGAUUGCGCAACGGCGUAACGACGGUUAUUAAUUAAAACAAUGCAAUGCGUCGUAACGAGACAGGAAGAUGGACAGACAGACAGACGGAGAGACAGACAAACAGACAGACAGCUUUGAAUCAGACUGUAAAAGUGUAGCAACAAACAAUAAAAUUAGACUAAGCAAUUGUGCGACGAUUACUGGAUGAAACAGACAGACAAACAGACAAACAAACGAACAAACAGACAGACAGACGAGCAGACCAAACAGUUUAAGGUGCACUACACUAAACACUACACAUUUACUUUCAAUUACCGUCACGUGACAUAGAGACAGUCACGUGCAUUCCCGGCAUGUGGCUGCUCUCCUUCAUCAGCUACGUCGCCAACACGAGCGUCAUCGUUCUCUCGUUUGUCAACAAGUUGCCACAGAUACUCGCCAUUUUAAGAGCCAAAAAUGCGAAGGGACUCUCAUCACUCUCCAGCGUCCUCAUUCUUGUUUGCUAUACUACGAUGUCGAGCUAUGGAUUUGCGAAUGGGUUUGCGUUGAAGAACUACGUGGAAUCUGUUUUUCUGGCUGUGCAAGAAAUCAUCCUACUAUCACUCGUCCUAUUCUAUCAACAAACUCGACAUUUAAAAUUACUCAUUCUUGCAAUAAUCAUCUACGUCACUUUCGUGAUUGGCAUCCUAAUGGCCAUCGUUCCUAUGAGACUCCUUGAACUAAUGCUUAUGUUGACAAUGCCGAUUGGAUCGUGGAGCAAAGUGCUGCAGAUAUGGAAGAUCUAUGAUGAAGGACAUCCUGGUCAAGUGAGUGCAGCCACAUGGUCAGUGUCAGCAUACGGUUGUCUCGUCAGAGUCGUCACGUCAAUAUUUGAGACACAGAAUAGACUCCUGCUGGCGACAUAUUUUCUUGCAUUGACACUCAAUACAACGAUAGUAGUCGAGACACUCUAUUAUCGCAGAUACCCGAAAAUAAGCAAGCGAGUCGAGUAGAAAUCAGGAAUUGUAUAUACGAGGUGAAUAGACUUAGCUGCAGUACAGUAUGUAAUCACUGUGGGCAUCCAAUAUUGUAUUGUUGGCAUGUUGUAUGUAGUCUGUGUGUCGAGUGGGGUGUGUGUGUGUAUGUCAACUGGGUCAGAGAAGGGAGCAGGAUAUAUGAUGGGAAGGUGUGUGGAUAGUGUUAGAUCGAUGUCGAAUGUCUCAUAUUGUGUUGAUGUUUAGCGUUGUUGUUGUCUGUUCUAUCUGUCUGUUUGU
This is a messenger RNA of Corticium candelabrum, 1282 nucleotides long. Its product is annotated as mannose-P-dolichol utilization defect 1 protein homolog. Bases 383 to 1021 code for a protein of 212 amino acids. The record is from RefSeq and is a predicted model, not a curated record. The transcript is spliced from 8 exons. Lineage: Eukaryota; Metazoa; Porifera; Homoscleromorpha; Homosclerophorida; Plakinidae.